GGAGGAGGCGGCACCGAGAGCGGGAGGGGUAGGCAUCUUCGGGCAGCAUCGCGACAGCGUCCCGCAGCAGCAUCAUCCACUGGUGCCGCUCUCCCUCCAACCCCCGAGGGCGCGGGGUAGCCUCCGCCGCGACUUCAUGUCUGUCCUGUGUCCCCUGCCCUGCUCUGAUUACCUGAGAUCGGCUGAGAUGACUGAAGUGAUGAUGAACACCCCAGCUAUGGAGGAGAUUGGGCUAAGCCCCCGCAAGGACGGGCUCUCGUAUCAGAUCUUCCCCGAUCCCUCGGACUUCGACCGCUACUGCAAGCUGAAGGACCGCCUGCCCUCCAUCGUGGUGGAGCCGACGGAGGGUGACGUGGAGAGCGGUGAGCUGAGAUGGCCACCCGAAGAGUUCCUCGUGCAAGAGGAGGAGGAGGAAGAGGAGGAAGAAAACUGUGAAGAUGCAAAGAAGGACAACAAGGAGCAAUAAAUGGCAUCUGAGGGAAAGGCAAGGGACUGCACCCUUCUGAAGGAAGAGCCACACUUCUUUUGAGAGUCUUUUUAAACACAAAAAAAGACAUGAGUUCAGUUUUGCACCUGCGAGAUCUUAGUUUUUUUGUAUUCUCUGUAUUGAGAACUGAAGCCCUCCGGUGUCAGCAGACCUCCUGAGGAAGGAAGUAACGCAGAGAAAUGUUUGCUGUUCUCAAGAUCACUAUCUGUAUUUUUCCGAGGCGGAGGCAGCAGUGAAAUUCCAAGCACAUGGCAGAGGGUGGCCGCGCGAGGGAUUGCUGGAAGGGGGAGCUCGGGGAGGGGAAGGAAAGUUGGAGGCGGCGAGCGGCAGCUGCCUCCGGCUGCGAGCAUGAGAGCAGAGCUGCAAUGUCUCAGAUUUGCCUGCCUUACAGCUUACAUGUUGUGUGCUGGGAGGUGGAAAGGUGUGCGCAGCAAAGCAUGGCUGAGCGCUCUACUGGCCGGGGUCCUGUCGCUCUCCCCGGUUCAGCACCCCCCAGGGUGACGCGAGUGUCCCUAGGAGCUAGCUGGGCUUCUCGCUCUCGCCCUCAAGCCUUGUUUGCCAGCCACUCUUCCCAGACCUGUUUCCUUCCCCUCUGUUUGCCUUUAGACCCUUCAGUGCUGAACAGCUGUAUUUGCAGGAUAAUGUUAGGCUGCUGCUUGUCAUCUCUGCUGUCAGGCCCUAGUUUAUCUUGCAGGUGGCUAGCGUGAGGUAAUGCCCAUCAGAUGUCAAGGCGCUUCUUGUCUGCAGCAAGAGCUCAUGUAGGUUUGAACACCUUUGGAUUAUUUCUCUCCUAUUUGCCAAGGCUGCUGUGGUUGGUCUUGUCUUAUACAGCACUCAAACCCAGAGUGUGGAGGUUCCACCUCUUACCUUUGUUGUACUUGAGGUGUUAGGAUUUGUGUCUUUGAUUU
Molecule: messenger RNA, 1395 nt
Organism: Dryobates pubescens (Downy woodpecker)
Lineage: Eukaryota; Metazoa; Chordata; Aves; Piciformes; Picidae
Gene: LBH
Product: LBH regulator of WNT signaling pathway
Exons: 3
Coding region: 137-466 (109 amino acids)
Biological process (GO): positive regulation of DNA-templated transcription
Cellular component (GO): nucleus
Source: RefSeq, a predicted model, not a curated record